UGGGGCAUGGUGAAGGAGUGUGAAUCAAAGGCAGGCAUGAAGGUAAAGAAGGGGGCAUGACACGUGGACAAAUCAACAGCGGAAAUCAAGGAUCAAACACACCACAAAGGAGAGAUAAUCGCUUAUAAAGAAGAAAGAAGCUGGGAAAGAGAGGGGGUAUAGUGUUUGUGAAUAUUGUAGCCGGUCUGGAGCCUGGUUAGAGGUCAGUUUCAUCGUUCCGACUGCUGCUUCAAUUGGACGGAUGUCUUACUAAUUGAAAGUAUAGAUCUAUAUAUAUAUAUAUAUAUAUAUAUAGCAUAUCAAUGAAAACAAAGCACUGAAGAGAUGCAGACAGAAAUAAUUCUGAGCUCUGGAGGAAAAAUGCCGAUCCUCGGCAUGGGAACCGCAGCAUAUCCAAUCCCCCAACCAGAGCUUGUCGAGAUGGCAAUCUUUGAAGCCAUGAAACUCGGCUACCGUCACUUUGAUACCGCGAGUCUCUAUCAAUCUGAGCAGCCUCUUGGCCAAGCUAUUUCUCGAGCUAUUCGAAGCGGUAUCAUUAAAGACCGUGCUGAGCUCUUCAUCACCACCAAACUUUCCGUUGCCGAUACUUACCCAGGUGCAGUAGUGCCAGCACUUCGCAAAUCUCUCAGUGAGCUCAGCAUCGAAUAUGUCGAUCUUUAUUUAAUUCAUGCUCCAAUGAGAGUGAGAGGGGAGAAGAGGUAUGUGUUCACAAAGGAAGAUGUGAUGCCAUUUGAUUCAAAAGGUACUUGGGAGGGAAUGGAACAGUGUUAUGAGCUUGGCUUGGCAAAAUCCAUUGGAGUUAGUAACUUCCCAAUUGAUAAGCUCAAGCUUCUUCUUUCUCAUGCUCAGAUUCCUCCUUCAGUUAAUCAGGUGGAAAUGCAUCCUCUUUGGCAACAACAAGAGUUGAUAGAUUUUUGUCAAAAAAACUACAUUCAUGUUAGUGCUUAUUCUCCACUCGGCGGCAUUGGAAGUUUUUGGGGUAAUCGUGAAGUACUGCAUUUGAAAGAGAUUGAAGAAAUUGCUCGAACUAAAGAAAAAACAGUUGCUCAAAUUUGCUUGAGAUGGGCAUUGGAGCAAGGGGUGAGUGUAUUACCGAAGAGUUUCAACAAAGAGAGAUUAGAAGAGAAUAAGGACAUAUUUGGGUGGAGGUUAAGUGAAGAUGAGGUGCAAAUUAUUAGUUUAAUUCCACAAUUAGUGGGAGAUGAUGCUUCACAUGGCCUGGCUAGGCCAAUUAGUCAAGAUAUAAAUGUUUAAAUGUCUUAAUCAAUGUCCCCGUGAUGUUGUUAUUUUAAGUUAUAAAGAGAUUGUGAUGAUCCUGAUUAUGAAUAAGCUAUGAUUUCUUUGAGGAUUUUUUAUUUGUA
Molecule: messenger RNA, 1361 nt
Organism: Dioscorea cayenensis subsp. rotundata (Guinea yam)
Lineage: Eukaryota; Viridiplantae; Streptophyta; Magnoliopsida; Dioscoreales; Dioscoreaceae
Product: methylecgonone reductase-like
Exons: 5
Coding region: 325-1254 (309 amino acids)
Cellular component (GO): cytosol
Molecular function (GO): aldose reductase (NADPH) activity
Source: RefSeq, a predicted model, not a curated record